Cylindrotheca closterium is the source of this 1401-nucleotide messenger RNA. The record is from the annotation of a GenBank genome assembly. NCBI's taxonomy places the organism in Eukaryota, Bacillariophyta, Bacillariophyceae, Bacillariales, Bacillariaceae.
AUGGGUCAAGGAGUCGCAGUAGAUGGUGGUUUUAUUAUCAAUACCAACCCCGCCACGGGAGAAGUAGUCUCCAAGGUGAAAUGCUCCACGGCAGAAGAAAUUGACAAAGUCAUCAAGGCCGCCAAUGAAGCUCAAGAGACAUGGGCCCUGAAAUCCCCCUCUGAAAGAAUUGCAUUUUUGAAGAAGGGCUUGAAAGAAGUCGACCGUCAAGCUGAUAAAUUGGUUGAGUGGAUGAUUCUGGAAAUGGGCAAGCCCAUUGCGGAAGCCAAAGAAGAAUUAGAAGGCACGGUGGACAAGGACGAAUUCUUGGACAUUCUGGAAAAAGCCUUAGAACCACAAGUCUACGGUAGCAGUACAAUAAUCCGAGACCCCUUUGGAGUAGUGGCAGUUUUAAGUCCUUGGAACUUUCCCGUUGACGAGAUUCUCUUGUUGGCACUCCCUGCAUUGGCGUCAGGAAAUACAGUCAUCAUAAAGCCAUCCGAAGUCGUUCCUGAAACGGGAGCCUGCCUCGUAAAGGCCUUGCAAACAGCAUUGCCUCCUAAUGUGAUUCAAGUUGUCCAAGGCGAUGGAGUUGUUGGUGCCCACAUCGUGGGCAGCCCCGAUAUCCACAUGGUCGCCAUGACGGGAAGUUCGGCAACUGGUAGAAAAAUUAUUGAAAUGGCAGCUCCACAAAUGAAGCGGGUCGUAUUGGAAAUGGGUGGCAAGGAUCCCAUGAUUGUUUUUGACGAUGCGGAUAUGGAUAAGGCGGCACACGAUGCUGUCAAGUACUCCUUGAGCAACACCGGUCAAGUAUGCUGUUCAAUUGAGCGCAUUUACGUGGCAGAGUCCAUCUAUGACGAAUUCCAAACUUUGACCACCAAGUAUGCGGCUGAAUACAAGGUCGGGAACGGAAUGGAUCCAGCCAACACUGUGGGACCAAUGGUGUCACAAGGGCAACGAAAUAUUGUCCGAGAGCAAGUCAAAGAUGCUGUAGCCAAGGGAGCGAAAUUGCUGCAUCAGAGUGAAGUCCCAGAACAUGUGGAAGGUUCCUCCUUUCACCCCGUCACAGUAUUGGCCGACGCCACAGAGUCUAUGGAUGUCUUUACCAAAGAAACCUUUGGACCUGUGGUUGCCAUGGCCAAGUUCGAUGGAUCCGAAGCCGAAGCCAUUCGGCUAGCGAACAAGACAGAAUAUGGUUUGGGAAGCUCUAUUUAUACCAAGGAUUUGGAGAAAGCUAGGCGGGUGGCAAGGAGGAUUGGUGCUGGACAAGUCGGAAUCAACUGUUAUGCGAUCGAGGCAAUGGACAUCGCAUGUCCAUGGGUUGGUCAUAAGCACAGCGGCUAUGGGUUUCACUCGGGUGUUGAUGGAUUCCACCAGUUCUCCAUUCCAAAAUCAAUUGUAAUGGUAGACCCUAGUGCAUAG